UUUAAACGUCACUUCAGGGUAGUUGGGAUGUUUCUGGAUUCAAAUCAGAAGUUUGUUUUAUUUUUGGCUUUUUCAAUUCCCUGCUACAAUGAAUUAAGGUACUGUGGAGCAGAUGAAUGGGAGUCGGAGGAGUGAACUAUUUAGUUCGCUCGCUUGGUUAGUGUAGCAAUUUGUCGUUAGCAUAAUGCCAAGAGUCUUUGAAUUAGGAGUACGAUGCGAAACAAACUCAAGCGGAGCAACAAAUGUAAAGAUGCUCCGUGUCCGAGUAGAGAGCAGCCGAGAACAGCCGAGGUGAUAAGGUUGGUGUUGUCAGACUCGAGUUGUUCCUAUGAUGAAACAUCACCAGAGAGAGAUUCAGCCUCGCUGGCUGCAGGAGACACACAUGUUGCUCCUGCAGGCAUCUCCACCACACAAGUUAAACCACUUCAGGAGCAGGGGAAGACUUUUUGCCCAAAAUACGUUAAAAUUGCACCAAUUUUCUUACGUACAACUAAGCAAAGCCAGAGUAAACGGAGCCGGGAAGUGAAACUGGAUCAGCCUGAAGACAAGGUGCAGCAAUUAGUGCUCCCUGAUGUGCAGCUGGGGAAAAGUCAGCAGCAUGCAUCACCUACAGAGAGAAAGAGAUCCUGGAGAGCACAGCUGUCAGCCUCAGCUCUGCACAUCUGCAUGGAGGAAAUCCAAACCUCCAACCCAGCGUUAUCAGUGCAAUCAGUGUUCAAUACUUUGCAGAAGAAAGCGAGUGAGAAGCUGCCGAAUGUGGGAUCCACAGAAAGUUCUCGUCAAAUCCACUUAACUGAGAAGAGAAAACGGGUAAAUCAAAACUCUGAGAGGGUGUUCAAACGUCUGAGGUCUAAUGUCACAGAAGAGGAUACCGUUGGUAUGGGUCACUGUCCCGUGUCAACACAUUUUAUCCAGGAAUAUCCUGUCCCAUUGGUCCAACAGCAGCGCAGAAGCAACAAGCUCAGUCGUACUCACAGGCUGAGGCAGCAAUGUGGGGGCCCAGCAGGCCUGGUGAACCACUGUGAGCCCCUUCCUCUACUGAUAAAUCAAUCAGAGUCUUGCAUCCAGCCAAUCAAAACCUCUGACAUCCUUCAAAAAGAUUCCAGUUUUGAGGAUGUUCUCUGGACAGACAAAUACAGUCCUCAGCAUAUAAGUGAAGUCAUUGGGAACUCCGCCUCUGUGAAUAAACUACAAAGUUGGUUAAAGAAAUGGAAACUAAGAGCUGACUGUGAUGAGAGGAGAAAAAUGGAGGAGAAGAAGCAAGAAGAUAAUAGCAAUGACUCAUGGGACUGUGGAGACUUCCAGGGUGAGGGGGGGGCCGAGGGCGACCGAGAGGAGCCGCUCUGCAACACCAUGCUGAUCACCGGACCUCCAGGGGUGGGAAAGACCGCCUCGGUGUACGCCUGCGCCCAGGAGCUUGGCUUCAAGGUGUUUGAGGUGAACUGCUCCUCCCAGCGCAGUGGCCGCCAUGUUCUGUCCCAGCUGAAGGAAGCUACCCAGUCCCAUCUAGUGGAGAUGCCAGGGAAGGGCCCACCGAAACCAACCUACUUCAACAACUACAGCAUCAACAGCUGCCCUCCUAGACCUGACACUUUACCUGGAAAAACAGUGCGUGCCAAAAACAUCACCUGUACCUCUAAAAGGAAAGCAGCUCAGAACUUAGGUCACCCAAGUCGCAAAGGAAAAGCAAAUCAAGCAAACGUCACUUUGACCAACUACUUUAAAAUGAAGGCCAAACCAGAUCGCUUACACUUUGGGGAUUUAUUGCCAUCAUAUGAACCAGACGGCAGGAAAUCCGUAAACCCAUCACCAGGCUCUGAUCAAACGGUGCCGCAGAACAAAAAGACUGCCACGUCGCUCAUUCUGUUUGAAGAGGUUGAUGUCAUAUUUCAUGAUGAUGUGGGUUUCUAUUCGGCCAUCAAAACGUUCAUGACGACCACUAAAAGACCGGUCGUUCUGACCACCAAUGAUCCCUUAUUCAGGGAGAGAUUUAACUGCAGCUUGGAGGAAAUCAUUUUCAAACCCCCAUCAGUGGUGAAUGUCUGCAGCUACCUGCAGCUGGUGGCUUUGGUUGAGAGCGUGCAGCUGGAGCUGGACGCUGUCAAGAGGCUGGUCAGUCUGUGCAGAGGAGACGUCAGGCGCUGUCUGCUGCAGCUGCAGCUCUGGCUUCAGAGUGGAGGAGGACAGACAUCUUGUGAGGAGCUUACUCAUGUACAGCAUUUGAGUGUUCGUAAAAUAGGACAAGAUGUAGACCUCCAGCUUCCUAAAUCCGACCCAUGCUGCGCUGCUAGCAUGCUGGGUCUCCACACUGUGACCCAAAACCAACUGGUAAACCUUUUACAGUCUAAUGUUUGGUCUGAAAAUGACACGGAGCAGCUCCUGAGGCUCCUGGCAGAGAGCUGGAGAGGGGGUGUUCCUCUUCUGUAUUCAAACCUGGAGCUUCUCCUACCCGCCGGGGCCCCGGGGUCUCGUGCUGCGCUGCAGAACGAGCCGGACCCUCCUGACAUCGAUCUUCACAUCAAGCUGCUCGAUGGAUAUGUCAGUGUUAAGGCAUCAGCCACCAACAGCAAACCUGUUAAGAACAUCUCCAGGCUUAGCAGAAACAAAUGUAUCACAGCAAUGAUUGACGUCACAUCAUCUUCCAGUUUGACACAAAGAACUCCAUUAUCAUUAAAAAGGGCUCCUUCAGCAGCUGCUACUAAAAGAGAUAAGACUGAAGAAAAAGCAGCCAGAGUUGAAACCGACUGCCUGGACGCUUUGACAGACUUCUUUGACCUCAUGUCGUACCUUGACUCAACAAUGCCAGCUGCAGCAGCGCCACUCGUUUCAGGCCGACCUGAGACCUUUGUCUGGACGGGGGCUGAGAUAAAAGAUGGGAUGACGGAUGAGAUGAGUGCAGACGAUGAUGUGUGCUGGACUUUGAGCCAGGAGGGGCUGCUGGACGUCCAGGCUGCUGCUGAGGGCUUGGGGUUUCACAGGUGCUGCUAUCGAGUGUCUGAGGCGUGGACUGAAGCCCAAAAAUAUAAACAGGAAGUGGGAGGCGCAGGUUGGCGGAGGCUGGUGGAGAGACUGACAUUACCUGCCUCUUCCAAACACCAGAGCCUCAGCUUUAGUUUGCAACCUCCGUGUGCAGCAAGUGUGUGCAGGCGGAGGUACGAGCUGAGCAGGAAAGUGCUUGGCAGUAAAUCCUUCGGCCUGCUGGGGAACAGACGAGCCGUCAGUGUGGACUACAUGCCCGUCCUCCGAUACAUCUGUCGGUCUCAGAGAGAACAGAAAGAGGAGCCAAUCGGGUGUCUGAACUACCUCAGCAGCACUCGCCUGGGCCUCUCAAAGUCAACCAUCCAACUCCUGGCAGAAGAUUUCCCGUAGAGAACCUCACAUUACUCCAGUCAGUGUUGUAUUUUACUUCUGUGCAUUUAACUUAUAACAAUCUCCACCUAAUUACUUUCAAAUGAAUUUGAUGCAGCUGAUGAGAAAUCACGUUUAAUUUCUGUGAAAAGUAAAUAAAAUCAAUUUUUGCAAA
Molecule: messenger RNA, 3523 nt
Organism: Notothenia coriiceps (black rockcod)
Lineage: Eukaryota; Metazoa; Chordata; Actinopteri; Perciformes; Nototheniidae
Gene: atad5b
Product: ATPase family AAA domain containing 5b
Exons: 14
Coding region: 214-3369 (1051 amino acids)
Cellular component (GO): nucleus
Molecular function (GO): ATP binding; ATP hydrolysis activity; DNA clamp unloader activity
Source: RefSeq, a predicted model, not a curated record